AUGCGGGCGGGCCUGCUGCUCUGUUUAGCCACCGUCGCAGACGUCAAGUGCAACAGCGCGCGCAUCAUCUUCUCAGAUGAGUCCAAUCUUGCAUUCAACCUCGCCUUCGAGGCGACUCCAUUACUCUCACUCCGGCCAGUCGAGUCUACCGUCAACAUGUCGGCGCUCGAAGCAGACGGAGUCGCGCUUGUGCGCCGUCAUUCGGGAGGUGGGGCAGUGUACCUUGAUGGCGGGGUGCUUGUUUUCUCGAUCAUCGCUCCUCGCUCUACUUUCUCGGUCGAUAUCAACUUCUCCAUCAUUGCAAAAGCUCUAAAGGAUCUUGGCGUGGAUGCUAAUCGCUCGGGGAGAAACGACGUCACUGUCACGAUUGACGACAGGACGCUAAAGGUGUCAGGCUCAGCUUUCCAGCACGCACAUGACGCAAAUGGCAAUGCCGUGUCGAUGCAUCAUGGAACGUUGCUGCUCGAUGCAAACAUGGAGAACCUCGGCCGUUACCUAACACCCCAUUCGCUGAAGCUCGCGUCGAAAGGAAUCAAAAGCGUUGCUUCGCGCGUCAUUAACCUCAGGCAGCACCCACACGUAUCCGAUUCAUCAUACGCGGCCGUCUCCGCGGCAUUGGCAGCGGCCUUCUCCGCCGAAUUUGCGAUUGCGGAAACGGUGGAGCGCGUCGACAAGUCAAAUGCCGUUGCUGCCGAACAAGCGUUUGUUGCUCGCAUGGCGGAACUCACGAGCUGGGCAUGGGUCCUUGGCAAGACACCCGACUUCUCGCACACGCUUGAGACUCGCAUCGACGACUUUGGCAUGUUCACGCUGCAUUUGGAUGUGCAUCGCGGCAUAAUACGAGCGGCCAAGGUGUUUUCUGAUGCGCUCUUGGUCGACGCUGUCGAGGCGCUACAAGCAUUGCUAACUUCUGUGCCGUACAAUGCCGACAGCAUCUUGUCGGCGCUCGAUGCUCGUGCUCACGCACUACUCGCACAGAGCAAGGCAGAGUGCACUGCCAUUGGCUCCACCUCCGACGAUGCAACCACGCACCAGCAAGAGGAACGCUUGCUCGAGAAGAUCAAGGCAUGGCUGGCGUUGGAAAUCAGUUCCGCUGGGCACUCGCCCGAAAGCGGGUAG
This is a messenger RNA of Emiliania huxleyi CCMP1516, 1119 nucleotides long. Its product is annotated as lipoate-protein ligase A. The coding region runs from base 1 to 1119 and encodes 372 amino acids. The transcript is spliced from 3 exons. Gene Ontology annotation, cellular component: cytoplasm. Gene Ontology annotation, biological process: protein lipoylation. Gene Ontology annotation, molecular function: lipoyltransferase activity; lipoate-protein ligase activity. Lineage: Eukaryota; Haptophyta; Isochrysidales; Noelaerhabdaceae. The record is from RefSeq and is a predicted model, not a curated record.